This is a messenger RNA of Syngnathoides biaculeatus (alligator pipefish), 2873 nucleotides long. It is a transcript of the gene spock3, whose product is annotated as SPARC (osteonectin), cwcv and kazal like domains proteoglycan 3. Lineage: Eukaryota; Metazoa; Chordata; Actinopteri; Syngnathiformes; Syngnathidae. The coding region runs from base 155 to 1318 and encodes 387 amino acids. Gene Ontology annotation, molecular function: calcium ion binding; protein binding. The transcript has 11 exons. The record is from RefSeq and is a predicted model, not a curated record.
GGAGGAAGGAGAUUGUCCGAGCGCGUGACCAGUGUCCUGCGCGUGCACGACGGGUUGCGCACAGACUGUGUAGAGCGCCGAGAGAGGGCGCAGAUAUUAGUGGUGACAGAGAGCAGCGCAGAGCACAUUCGUUUAGACGAGCGGAUGCGACAAGAUGCGGACCGUCGCCUUGCUGUGCGUGUGCGCUGUCGCCCUCGGACGCGUCUCGGCUGGUUCCGACAGCGGUAAUUUUUUGGAUGAUAAGUGGCUCGUCGGAAGAUGGGAUAAAUUCAGAGAUGAGCCAGGAACAUGGAUGCCAUCCAAGCCCUUUGAUCAAGGCCUUGAUCCAACUAAAGACCCAUGUUUGAAGAUCAAAUGUGGCCGCCACAAAGUGUGUGUGUCAGAGGACUAUAAAACAGUCACUUGUGUCAGCCAGAGAAGGGUUAGCUUUAAAGAUACCAGUUUUUACCAGAGUCCCAGCUCAAAGUGCAAGCCUUGCCCCGUGGUCCACCCUUCUCCAGUUUGUGGAACCGACGGCCACACCUACUCCACCAAGUGCAAGUUAGAGUACCAAGCAUGCAUCACUGGCAAGAAGAUUGCUGUCAAGUGCCCUGGAAUGUGUCCUUGCCCCGGUCAGCCUGAAGAGAGCUCCACAGAGAGGAAAGUGUGCCGUGAGUUUGAACUCAAGGAGGUAGUGAGCCGACUGAGAGACUGGUUUAGAGUACUGCAUGACAACGGCAACCACAAGACAGACAAGAUCCAGAAGAACAAAUUUGAGGUUCGGGCAUCACCUGUCUGCAAAGAUCCUUUCGAGUGGAUGUUCUCCCGCCUGGACACGAACUUUGACCUCCAGCUGGACCAAUCAGAGAUCAAGAGCCUCUACCUGGACAGGAACGAGCCUUGCUCCGACGCCUUCUUCAGGACAUGCGAUACGCAUGCCAACAAAGUUAUUUCCAGCUCUGAGUGGUGUAGCUGUUUCCAGAGGUACACAGAUGCCCCUUGUAAAGCUGAGCUGUCAUCCAUAGGCAAGAAGCAAGUGGGAAAGAAGCUGCUCGGCCAAUAUCUACCCUCCUGCAGUGAGGACGGUUACUAUCGCUCACACCAGUGCCACAGCAGUAGCGGCCAGUGCUGGUGCGUGGAUCGCUAUGGCAACGAGCUGGCGGGCUCGCGCACCCAUGGUCCAGCUGACUGCGGUGCGAUUUUAGAAUCUUCAGGAGAUCUCAGUAGCGGAGACUCGCUGAACACUGACGACGACGAAGAUUCCUUCGCCUUCACUGACCAGGCUGGCCUGGACGAUGAGGAUGAUGAGGACGACGACGAUGAUGAAUAUCUGUCGUAAUUUUAUUGCAUACUUUUUUUCCCAGAUGCCUCCUUAUACUAACAGAUUAAGGACUAGUCUCUUUAUUCUUUCACACACAUACAUUUGGAAUUCAAAUUUCUGACUACAAAAUGCUGUUUGGUAAUGGCAUUGCUUCAAUUGCCAACAACAUCAGCCAAUCCAGCGCUUUGGAUGUGUUCACAUGUGCAAUGAGCUCCCCUCUCAUUGGGCACUCAUGUCCUCUAGUGUGUCCUGUCCUUGUACACCACUUUGUGUGUUGAUGCCUGAGGCGCGCUAUUUAAGAGAUUCCCCCCACCUCUUCUUCUUUAUCCCUUUCUCUCCUCCUUAUCCACUGUUCCUGUGUAUAGGUGGGAUGUUGCUGAUGUAGAUAAGAGAAUAUUGGACUCUUUAGGUUUCUUUAAUCUAAAUUCGUAACUUGGACUGUGUGGAAAAACAAGCUACGGGUUGAACACGCUUCUUAAUUGGAAGAGUUGAGACAAAUUUACAACAUUAAAUGUUGGGAACCUAUAUUUAAAAAACUAAAAAUCAAAUCAUCUCAAAUGGCUCAGCUCCCGAUUAGUGCUUAGAGAAUGAAAAUGAUGUAUUUUUCUAAUCCAUUGUUGGAUGAUCACAGAGGAUUUGUUGUAGCAUGUCGAAAUGCUGCGUGAUGUUGCAGCAGCCAAUUUCAAAAUAACGUGUACACAUGGAAGCACGCCUAGCAACAAAUCACAUAAAAGAUGUUUACUGAACUUAAAAAAAAAAACAUGCUUGUACAGUAGAUGUUAUGCAUUUUUAUUUUGGGGAGUCUCAUUUGAUUUGAAAAGAGAAGAAAUGUGUUGCACAGUAAAAGAACCACAGAGCCAUGCAAAGUGAGGGAAAGGUGAAGGUGUGCCUUUUUCAAGCAGGGACAGGUGACGGUCAAAGUAGGUGACAAACGCUUACAGGACUCAACCUGACUUAAUCUGAUCUGAUCGGGAAACUAUGUGAGAGGGACUUUACUGUCUUGCUUUUCUCUUACCACAGCUGCUGUUCUCCUUUUAUUUUAUUUUAUUUUAUUUUCAUGGGAUUACAAAGAUGAAGAGAAGCACACAAGCUAUAUAGGGACUGGAUUUCCAUGUUUUUAUACUGUAUAAUAAUAGGCCUACAUUAGAUAGGGAAUGACAAAAAAAGGUUGGCUUAGAAACAAGACUUAGUGUUGAUUUGCAUUUGCGCAAGCCAGCUAAAAUGAGCCAAGAUGCAGAUUUGAUUUUUAGCCUAUGUCACUGCUCUCAAUUGACAGUUUUGUAUUCCACCUGGGGUACAUUGUCCUUCAUGUCUACUGCUUCUAAUGAGAUUUUUUUUUUGACCAAGUUCAAAUGUGGGCAAAAAUGGAUAUCCCUUUCUUUAAGUAUUAAUCCUACUUGCAAACCUUAUAGGGUUUAGCCUUAGAAACUGCAGCUAUUUUCAACACUGUCAUCCUGGUUUGCAUCUAAAGCUUGUGGCCAUAAAGAUGGGUUGUUGUUUUUUUUUCUGUUUUGUUUUGUUUUUUUACUGUGUACCUAGGAAUUGCUGAAAUAAAAAUCUAUAUUGACCAAUA